AUGACAUCCGCCCGGAAAAUCGCGCCUUAUGGCACAUGGACAAGCCCGAUCACUCCGUCGGUUGCAUGUGCUGGAGUGGUAACAUUUGCAGAACUGAUGGUCAAUCCUAAGACCAAUGACGUAUAUGUUGUUGAAAAUCGACCAGCAGAAGACGGUCGUGGUGUCAUCGUCCGUGUCAAUGGAGAAGCAAGCGUAGAUGUACUGCCCAAGGAAUUCAAUGUUCGGGCAAAAAUUCACACAUACGGGGGCGGUGCAGCGUCGAUGUACCCAGACGGUCGUAUCAUUUUCACGGACGCAAACUCAGCUGGUGUUUUCUUUCUGUCUCCUGAUGGGGACGUAGAAGAAAUCUUAACCGGAAGUGAAGCUUCUAAGAUCUAUUACGGCGACUUUAAUAGCUCGCCCGCCCAUCCAGGGUUGAUUCUCGCUAUACAAGAGCUUCAUCGCGAGGAUGGCGAAGUGGUGAAUACCAUUGCCGCUAUUGAUAUUAAAACUAGAACUAGUAAAGUUAUAGUUGAAGGUGCAGACUUCUACUCUCACCCGAAGUUCAGCCCUGACGGGAAAAACAUUUCCUGGAUGCAAUGGGACCAUCCCAAUAUGCCAUGGACUGGAAGCCAAGCUUACGUUGCGGACUGGGCCGAAGGAAAAGUCAUCAAUGCAGUUCAUGUGGCCGGAAAGUCUCUCACGUCCUCUGUCUGCCAACCGAGAUGGAGCCCCGAUGGAGCCCUGUGGUUUGUUGACGAGCCAGAAGGUAUCUGGCAGGUGUAUCGUUACCCCUUAGCUUCAAAGACUGUCGAGUAUGUUCAUAUCAAAGGAUAUGAGAAAGUCGAAAUGGGGAAAGCGGAAUGGUUUCUUGGGACUUCUACAUAUGGGUUCUUGGACCAAAAUACUCUCGUGAUUGCGAAUACUAAAGCAGGAGUUACUGGAAUCAUCACGUAUGACAUUGCUACAGACUUUGUAACAGAACUGCCACUCGAUCUCAUUCACGUGGAAUUCAACGGCAUUCAAUGCAUCUCCCCUACUUCUUUCGUUGUAACAGGCGGUACAACCAAAUCACCUUCGGCUGUGUACCUUGUCGACAUUACCAAGCCUGAAGAAAAGCAAGUCCUGAAAAGCUCGGCAACAAUCGAUAUACCCGUCGAAAUAUUAUCUCCCGCGCAAGCGAUCACCUUUCCUCGAACUCAUGGGAACGAUCUUUCCAGGCCUUCACACACAAUCUUUGUGCCUCCGCAUAACCCCUCAUAUGAAGCACCGACUGGCUCGUUACCUCCUCUCAUCAUCCAUAUCCACGGCGGACCAACCGCGCAUGUUCCGCUUACCCUCUCGUUGGAAGCACAAUACUUCACCUCGCGCGGAUAUGCAUACACGUGCGUUAACUACGCCGGCUCGACUGGUUUCGGACGUGCAUAUCGCGACGAUUUGAAUUAUAGCUGGGGUAUCAGAGAAAUUGAGGACACGCUCUCUUGUAUCGACUAUCUCGCAUCACAGAAUCUCAUCGACCGAAACCACGUGGCGAUUAGAGGAGGAAGUUCAGGCGGCUAUACAGUUCUCCAAGCCCUUGUAACUCAUCCCCGUGCAUUCGCCGCAGGCUGCUCUCUUUUCGGCGUAGGAAACCUGAAGAGACUCGUCGAGAUGACGCAUAAAUUUGAAUCGCGUUAUGUGUUGAAUCUGCUCUUUCCUUCGGAUACCUCUGAGAAGAGAAAGGAAGAGAUAUACAGAGAAAGAAGUCCCUGUUUCCAUGCAGAGAAGAUUGAGACCCCGGUAGUGUUAUUCCAGGGAUCUGAGGAUCCUGUUGUUCCGUUGCAACAGGCAGUUGAGAUGGAGAAAGUAAUGAACGAAGGCGGAAAGGAUGUUACGCUGAUUAUUUUUGAGGGCGAGGGGCACGGAUUUAAGAAAGAGGAAAAUCUAAAGAGGCGAAUUGAAGACGAAGAGUCUCUCUAUAAGAGGACAUUGAUUGCUUGA
This is a messenger RNA of Arthroderma uncinatum, 1959 nucleotides long. RefSeq lists its product as uncharacterized. Gene Ontology annotation, molecular function: serine-type peptidase activity. The transcript has 3 exons. Bases 1 to 1959 code for a protein of 652 amino acids. Gene Ontology annotation, biological process: proteolysis. Lineage: Eukaryota; Fungi; Ascomycota; Eurotiomycetes; Onygenales; Arthrodermataceae. The record is from RefSeq and is a predicted model, not a curated record.